GUUUGCGAGCCACUUUCUCAAAUUAAUAUGCAAGGCUUGCUGGAGCUGGGGAUACACACCGCCUGCCCAGAAGAGUGCUUGGAGGAACGAGGCUUGAUCUCCCUCUUGUGGAAAAUUAUCAGAACUAAAUCCUUGUGAUACUAAAGAGGAAAAGUCCAUCAUUGGUGAACAAAUAAUGGCUGCAGUUACCAUGUCACCUGAUGCUCUUUUCAACCCUCAAGAGAAUGAAGAGAUGGACUCUCUGAUCGUACUGCAUUACAAUUACACAGGAAAACUUACGCGAAGGGAAAAGGCAACUGAUAACAUAGACCUGCCCACUAUUGCAUUUCUGAUCCUGUGUAGCUUCAUAGUCUUGGAAAACUUGAUGGUGUUGAUUGCCAUAUGGAAAAACAAUAAAUUUCACAACCGCAUGUACUUUUUUAUUGGCAAUCUAGCUCUCUGUGAUCUUUUAGCUGGGGUUGUUUACAAAGUGAACAUUCUUAUGUCUGGGAAGAAAACUCUGAGCUUGUCCUCCACAAUCUGGUUCAUUAGGGAAGGCAGCAUGUUUGUUGCCCUGGGAGCCUCCACUUUCAGCUUACUGGCAAUAGCUAUAGAGCGACAUUUGACCAUGAUUAAAAUGAGGCCUUACGAUGCAAAUAAAAAAUACAGGGUGUUCCUUCUUAUUGGUACAUGCUGGCUUAUUUCAGUUUCAUUGGGUGCUUUACCCAUCCUUGGGUGGAACUGUAUAAACAACUUACCAGACUGCUCAACCAUUUUGCCUCUGUACUCCAAGAAGUAUGUUGUGUUCUGCAUUAGUAUCUUCAUAGCCAUUUUGGUUGCCAUUGUCAUCCUUUAUGCCCGUAUCUACAUCCUGGUGAAAUCCAGCAGUCGUAAUGUCACUAACCACAGUAACUCGGAGCGCUCCAUGGCACUCCUUAGGACUGUCGUGAUUGUUGUUAGUGUCUUCAUUGCCUGUUGGUCUCCGUUGUUCAUCCUGUUCCUCAUUGAUGUGGCUUGCAGAGUCAAGGAGUGCUCUAUCUUGUACAAAGCCAACUGGUUUAUUGCUCUGGCAGUCAUCAAUUCUGCAAUGAAUCCCGUCAUCUACACUCUGGCCAGUAAGGAAAUGCGUCGGGCUUUCUUUCGCCUUGUUUGUGGCUGCCUAGCAAAAUCAAAGGUGGCCAGAUCUUUGCCUAUUCAGCCCACGCCAGAUCACAGUCGUAAAUCCAGCAGCAGCAAUACUCAGAAGCCAAAGGAAGAUUUCCCACCAAAGAAUGUUCCCUCUUGUAUUGCUGAGAAAAAUGAAUCUUCAUUUCACAAUGGAAACUUCUGUAAGUAAAGAACUCCUCAAGACAAGUACCUUUCUGUGGCUUUUAGAUUUAAACUACAAGUGUAGUUUAAGUAUUCAUGCACUUAAAUCACAGGGAAACACACUAACCACUUAUUUAACUUUGAGGACUUAUUUAUCAACAAUCAUUUGCUUUGGGCGUUCUUUCACUUAACACACCUGAUGCAGAAAAAGCCCUUUAUGCUACCCAACAGCAGGACAGAGUCCAUGCACAUCUGAUGACAUUGUGCACCACAAUGGCAUUGCACCGUGAGGCUGC
Molecule: messenger RNA, 1583 nt
Organism: Dryobates pubescens (Downy woodpecker)
Lineage: Eukaryota; Metazoa; Chordata; Aves; Piciformes; Picidae
Gene: S1PR3
Product: sphingosine-1-phosphate receptor 3
Exons: 1
Coding region: 176-1315 (379 amino acids)
Biological process (GO): G protein-coupled receptor signaling pathway
Cellular component (GO): membrane
Molecular function (GO): sphingosine-1-phosphate receptor activity
Source: RefSeq, a predicted model, not a curated record